Messenger RNA from Staurois parvus, 615 nucleotides. The record is from the annotation of a GenBank genome assembly. Lineage: Eukaryota; Metazoa; Chordata; Amphibia; Anura; Ranidae.
AAAAGGUAUGCAGGGUGCAGGGAUAUAGUCCGGGGGGGAGAGACCGGAUAUAGUGAAUGCAGGGUCGGGGGGAGAGCGGAUAUAGUGAAUGCAGGGUCCACCGGAUAUAGUGAAUGCAGGGUCCCGGAUAUAGUGAAUGCAGGGUCCGGGGAGACCGGAUACAGGGACCUGGGGAGAGCGGAUAUAGUGAAUGCAGGGUCCGGGAGACGGGGAGAACCAGGGUCCGGGGAGACCGGAUAUAGUGAAUGCGGGGAGUGCGGAUACAGGGAAUGCAGGGUCCGGGGACGGAUAUAUGAAUGCGGGGUCUGGGGAGAGCGGAUAUAUAUGCGGGGUCCGGGAGAGAGCGGAAUAGUGAAUGCAGGGUCCGGGGAGACCGGAUAUAGUGAAUGCAGGGUCCGGGGAGACCGGAUAUAGUGAAUGCAGGGUCCGGGGAGACCGGAUAUAGUGAAUGCGGGUCCGGGGAGAGGGAUAUAGUGAAUGCGGGGUCCGGGGAGAGCGGGAUAUAGUGAAUGCGGGGUCCGGGGAGAGCGGAUAUAGUGAAUGCGGGGUCCGGGGAGAGCGGAUAUAGUGAAUGCGGGGUCCGGGGACUGGAUGGAUAGUAAGCAAAUUGCAGGG